UUUGACAGCACAAAGGAGGCGGCCAUUUUAUUGCUGGUUGGUGAACGGGGGGUGAAGCUGUGGCUUAUAGCCCAGUAGCAUUGUUGUAUUUUUAUUAAGUUAUUUUUCUAAACAUCCGUUUUAACAACGUACAAAAUCGUAUACGUACUUAGAGUAAGCUUAGGUGUAUUUAUGUAUUGAGUCGGAAGACGCAAUGGACGAUCCAAAUAGGAUGAUGGCGCAUAGCGGCGGGCUUAUGGGGCCGCAGGGCUACGGCCUGCCUGGCGGCGAGGGAACUCCUACCGCAGGCGAAGGCGAAGCCCGCAAGCAAGACAUUGGAGAAAUAUUGCAACAGAUCAUGAAUAUUACAGAUCAGAGUCUCGAUGAAGCGCAAGCGAGAAAACACACUCUCAACUGUCACAGAAUGAAGCCUGCCCUAUUUUCAGUGUUGUGUGAAAUCAAAGAGAAAACAGUGCUCUCCCUCCGCAACACGCAAGAGGAGGAGCCCCCAGAUCCUCAGCUGAUGCGCUUGGACAAUAUGCUCAUAGCCGAGGGGGUUGCUGGCCCUGAAAAGGGUGGUGGUGCGGGCGCUGCGGCUUCGGCCUCAGCUGCUGCUGGUGAAUGGGACAAUGCGAUCGAGCACUCUGACUACCGUGCGAAGCUGGCGCAGAUCCGCCAGAUCUACCACCAGGAGCUGGACAAGUAUGAGAAUGCUUGCAAUGAGUUCACCACCCACGUGAUGAACUUACUGCGCGAGCAGAGUCGCACCAGACCUAUUACGCCUAAGGAAAUUGAGCGCAUGGUGCAGAUCAUUCACAAGAAGUUCAGUUCCAUCCAGAUGCAACUGAAGCAGUCCACCUGCGAGGCCGUCAUGAUACUGCGCUCACGUUUCCUGGACGCGCGUCGCAAGCGCCGCAACUUCAGCAAGCAAGCGUCGGAGAUCCUCAACGAGUAUUUCUACUCGCACCUGUCCAACCCUUACCCCAGCGAGGAGGCGAAAGAGGAGCUGGCGCGGAAGUGCGGCAUUACCGUGUCCCAGGUGUCGAAUUGGUUCGGUAACAAGCGCAUUCGUUACAAGAAGAACAUCGGCAAGGCGCAGGAGGAGGCCAACUUGUACGCCGCUAAGAAAGCUGCCGACUUGCCUUGGGUUGGCGCGGGGCGCGAUGCUAGCUCACCGCCCGCCAGAGCUUCGGCAUAUUACACUGCAGGCGCGUCGCCGUACUCGAUGGGCGCGGCGUCCGGCACGGCCACGCCGAUGAUGUCGCCGGCGCCGACGCAGGACUCCAUGGGCUACUCGCUGCCGGCGCCGGGCUACGACCAGCCGCAGCCCAGCUACGACGGCUCCAUGGGCUACGACCCCAUGCACCAGGACCUGUCGCCGUAGGUGCUCCGCCGCACCCGACCCUCAGGUUACGGGUAUGACGCAUAAAUUGUGCAGCUUCCACAGAAUUGCCAUUUACAUUAACUAUUAUUAUGUUAAGUAGGUCAGACUAUACUUACGACCGCUACCGACGCCGGCGCGACACCGGCCGGCGCGCCUAGCCUUAGAACAUAGGACAUUGUAUACUACACAAUAUACCUUAGACUACAUAAUAUUAUUAGCGAUAUUUUUGGAAGGAAAUGUAAUGAAUCGUAUUUUUAUUUGUAUUACAAACUAUACGACUGGCACCCAGUAUUUGUUUAACGUUUAUAAUAUACAAUUUAUUUUUAUUAUAAUAAUAAUAUAGUCAUUUUAUUAUAAA
Messenger RNA from Spodoptera litura, 1721 nucleotides. RefSeq names its product PBX homeobox extradenticle (gene exd). Lineage: Eukaryota; Metazoa; Arthropoda; Insecta; Lepidoptera; Noctuidae. Gene Ontology annotation, molecular function: DNA binding; DNA-binding transcription factor activity, RNA polymerase II-specific. Gene Ontology annotation, biological process: regulation of DNA-templated transcription. Gene Ontology annotation, cellular component: nucleus. The record is from RefSeq and is a predicted model, not a curated record.